CAUAUAAAAAGGGAGAAAGAGAGUAUCAGAAUCAGUCGAGUGUGUCUCCUCCACACGACAUCACCAGCAGGACUUCAGUUUGUUAUCCGCUGUAUCAUCUAGAGUACUUUCAGCUCGCUAUUAUGGCUAACUACGGCGUCAUGCUGCUGUUGGCGGUUGCAUCGAUGAUGGCUGGAUCGACCAAGGGAGGACCUGUGGGCCCGUCUCCUGUUUACGUCCCCAAGAAAGCAGAGUACGCCACCGAGGCUCCAAAGUACUACACCACAAAAGCUCCGGAAUAUUACACAACGGCAUCCUACUACACGACAAAGGCCCCUGAGUACUACACCGAGCCUCCAAAGUAUUACACCACCAAGGCCCCGGAGUACUACACUGCUGCAUCCUACUACACCACCAAGGCUCCCGAGUACUACACCACUGCUGCAUCCUACUACACCACCAAGGCUCCCGAAUACUACACCACUGCUGCUUACUACACCACCAAGGCUCCAGAAUACUACACCACUGCUGCUUACUACACCACCAAGGCUCCAGAAUACUACACCACUGCUGCUUACUACACCACCAAGGCUCCCGAAUACUACACCACUGCUGCUUACUACACCACCAAGGCUCCUGAAUACUACACCACCAAGGCUCCUGAAUACUACACCACCAAGGCUCCUGAAUACUACACCACUGUUGCUUACUACACCACCAAGGCUCCUGAAUACUACACUGAGGCCGCGAAGUACUACUCUGCUCCAAGCUACACCACUGAAGGUGCUAAGUAUCACGUUGCCCCAACUUACUACACCACAGCUGCCCCAACUUACUACGCAGAGCCUACUUAUUACACCGAGGCACCUCAAUACUACUCAGCCCUGAGCCAUUACGAGACCGCCGUUCCAGAUCACUACACCUAUUCUGAGGGAGUUUACUACACUGAAGCGCCAGAGUACUACACCACGACGUACGCCGCUCCAAGCUACUACACUGAGGCCCCCAAGUACUACUCCGCAUCGAGCUACACCACCACAGCGGCUCCUUACUACACCACUGAAGAGGCUAAGUAUUACGUAGCCCCAACUUACUACACCACCGCUGCUCCUUCUUAUCAUGUCGAACCGACGUACUACACUGAAGCUCCGAAUCACUAUUCAGCCGUGAGCCACCAUGAAACUGCAGCUCCAGCAUACUACCCUUCGUACUCUGAGCCGACUUACUACACCGAGGCGCCGAAAUAUUCUGCUCAGAAUUAUUACACCACAGUUGCCCCGUCUUACUAUUUUGAUUCCCGUUACUACUCUUCGUAUGUCCAGCCGAAUUACUACGCCCAAGCUCCCGCUUAUUACUCGCCUUCCAGCUAUUACGAUGCCGAAACUCCUGCCUACUACUCCACAGCUUUUGGACAUCAAGAUCGCGGCAACAGGUUUAUGCACGCCAGGCCUCACAAAUACUACUCUGCUUCCAUGGUUCCUGAGUUCCACAUUCCUAGGGCCGUCGAGUACUACACCACCAAGUCUCCCGAGUACUAUACCACCAAGGCAGCUGAAUACUACGUUACCAAAGCUCCGGAGUACUACACCACCAAAGCCGCUGAAUACUACACCACCAAAGCUCCCGAGUACUACACCACCAAAGCUCCCGAGUACUACACCACCAAAGCUCCCGAGUACUACACCACCAAAGCUCCCGAGUACUACACCACCAAAGCUCCCGAGUACUACACCACCAAAGCUCCCGAGUACUACACCACCAAAGCUCCCGAGUACUACACCACCAAAGCUCCCGAGUACUACACCACCAAAGCCGCUGAAUACUACACCACCAAAGCCGCUGAAUACUACACCACCAAAGCCGCUGAAUACUACACCACCAAGGCUGCUGAAUACUACGCUACUGAGGCCCCCAAAUACUACGCUACUGAAGCCCCCAAAUACUACACCACCAAGGCUCCAGAAUACUACACCACUGCCUCCUACUACACCACCAAGGCGGCCGAAUAUUACACGACGAAAAAGGUAGAAUAUUACACCGAGGCUCCGAAGUACACCACUAAGGCACCCGAGUACUACGGUGAACCUUCGAAAUAUUAUUCGCAACCUCGUUAUUGAUGAGCAUGUUGAUUAAAUAUUUUUAUUUUAAUAGAUGUCAUUAUAAAAAGUCUUGUUUAUUUGUGAAAUGGUGUUCCUCUUACGUGAUGCCUUCUAUAUUCUGCCACAUUUACUUGUUUACUAGUCAUUUGGCAUGGAAAUAUUUUCUUAAUCAGAUGUUGAAUACAUUAUUUAUUGCCUUGGUUAAACAACAAAA
Messenger RNA from Daphnia pulex (common water flea), 2292 nucleotides. Its product is annotated as extensin-2-like. The record is from RefSeq and is a predicted model, not a curated record. Bases 123 to 2096 code for a protein of 657 amino acids. The transcript is spliced from 2 exons. NCBI's taxonomy places the organism in Eukaryota, Metazoa, Arthropoda, Branchiopoda, Diplostraca, Daphniidae.